AUGUCGCGAGCUAUACAACGACUUAUGAAAGAUUAUCGUAAGGCGGAACUGUUAGUGGGACGUUCAUCUAAUGAACCAUUUGCUGAUUUUGCUAAUACUUCUUCAUUUACAACACAAACAUAUGCACAACAAAUGGCGCAAUUAAGACGAGAUCCAGAAUUAACACAAGAUGAAAAAAAAUAUCUUGUUGCAGUUGAACGUGGAGAUAUGGCAACAACUCGUAGAUAUCUUGAUAUGGUAUCAAAGACAACAUUAACAUUAGUCAAUACUGACGUGCCAGUCACACCAAUCAAUAUCAAUUGUCUAGACCCGUUAGGUCGAAGUGCACUUCUAAUAGCAAUUGAAUAUGAGAAUAUUGAAAUGAUCGAAUUAUUACUUAAUUAUAAUGUUGAUACAGGUGAAGCAUUACUUCGUGCUAUAGAUGAAGAAUUUGUUGAAGCUGUCGAACUUCUUCUUCAACAUGAGGAUCUUAAACAACAGCAACAACAACUAAAGAAUAGUAUUGAUGAUGAUAACAACAAAUGCCCAAAUAAUACUGCAAUAAAUGAUAAAUCGAAUGAAUUAUUCACAUUGGCUCAAGUUGAAUUAAACAAAGAGAAAAACGAACAACAACAAUCACAUGAUGUUUCAAAUAAAGUAACCGAACAACUGAAUCUAAGUACAUCUCGUUCUUAUACACCGGAUAUAACACCUGUUAUAUUGGCUGCACAUCGAGAUAAUUAUGAAAUUGUUAAAAUUCUCCUUGAAAGAGGUGAAAAAGUAACUGAACCUCAUGAUGUUCGUUGUGAUUGUGAAAGUUGUCUUGUAUAUAAUAAAGAAGAUAGUUUAAGACAUUCACGAUCACGUAUAAAUGCAUAUAAAGCAUUAUCAUCACCAAGUUAUAUAUCAUUAUCAAGUCGUGAUCCAAUAAUGACAGCAUUUGAUUUAAAUCGUGAAUUAAAACGUUUAUCACGUAUUGAAAAUGAAUUUAAACAAGAAUAUGAAGAAUUAGCACAACAAUGUCAAGAUUAUAGUGCUGCUUUAUUAGCUGAAACACGUUCAUCAAAAGAAUUAGAAAUUAUUUUAAAUUAUGAUUCUGAAAAUCCACCGGUGCUUUCCGAAACAAAAGAAAAGAUGACAUUAGCAAGAUUAAAAUUAGCUAUACGUUAUAAACAAAAGAAAUUUGUUUCACAUUCACAUUGUCAACAAUUACUUGCUUCUCUGUGGUAUGAAGGUCUGCCUGGCUUUCGGCGUCGUCAUUCGGUGAUUAAACUUUUAAUAACAGCUAUUGUUGGUUUACUUUGUCCAAUAUUAUCAAUUGCUUAUUUAUUAACGCCAAGAAGUAGCCUUGGCCGAAUUAUGCGACAACCAUUUAUUAAAUUUAUUUGUCAUUCAGUUUCAUAUAUUUUCUUUCUUAUUUUACUUUUUGUUGUUUCAUUACGAAUUGAUUUUGGAAAAUUAUUGUCAGGUAUUGAAGAAGAAACUAAUGAAAGACGUGGUCCACCACCAAAUCCAGUUGAACUAGCUAUCAUGAUUUAUGUCGCUGGAUUUAUUUGGGCAGAAAUAAAACAACUGUAUCAAGAAGGACUUCAUCAAUAUAUGGCGGACACUUGGAAUUUACUGGAUUGGAUAACUAAUUGUCUUUAUGUUGCAACAAUAGUUCUUCGUGUUAUGGCAUAUAUUAAGGUAAAUCGAGAAGAACGUGAUUUACAUGGAAAAUUCGUAGCUGAUCAGGUUGCACAUGCAUCAUCAAAUGUUCAUAAUUCUCCUCAUCAUCAUAAUUUAACAUCGGAUCCAGUUAGUAUUUCAACAGGUCAUAAUGUUCGACGACGAGAUUGGAAUGCAUGGGAUCCAACAUUAAUAUCUGAAGGAAUAUUUGCUGCAGCUAAUAUAUUUAGUUCACUUAAACUUGUUUAUAUAUUUACAAUAAAUCCGCAUUUAGGACCAUUACAAAUAUCAUUAGGACGUAUGGUACAUGAUAUAUUAAAAUUUAGUGUACUUAUUUUACUUGUGGCAUUUGCAUUUGCAUGUGGUCUUAAUCAAUUAUUUUGGUAUUAUGCACGAAUGAAAAAAAGUGAAUGUGAACAUGAUUCAGGUCUUGAUGAAUAUUGUGCAAAAGAUAUACAUAAACAUUUUUCUAAUCUUUUUGAAUCUUUACAAACACUUUUUUGGGGUACAUUUGGUCUUAUUGAUUUACAAACAUUUCAAAUCUAUAAAAAACAUACAUUUACUAUGUUUAUUGGUUUAACUAUGUAUGGUGUUUAUUCAUCAAUAAUGAUUAUUGUUCUUCUUAAUAUGCUUAUUGCUAUGAUGAGUAAUUCAUAUCAAUAUAUAGCUAAUUCAACAGAUACUGAAUGGAAAUUUGCAAGAGCUAAACUUUGGACAAGUUAUUUUGAAGAUGGUGGGACUUUACCACCACCAUUUAAUAUAAUUCCAAGUCCGAAAUCAACUUUUUAUGUUUGUCGAUACAUAUAUCGCCGAGUAUUUGGUUGUUCAAAAAAACAAUUAAGAAAUCGAUGGCAAAGUAUUAAAAAAAUUCUUGUUAAAAUCAAUGAACGUGAAAUCAAAUACCAAACUGUAAUACGUGAAUUAGUUAAACGAUAUAUAAUGAAACGACAACAAAAAGAUCAAACUGAAGGUGUAACAGAAGAUGAUUUAAAUGAAAUAAAACAAGAUGUAUCAGCAUUUCGUUUUGAACUAUUAGAAAUUUUGAGUAUUAAUGGAUUUAAAGUUCAAUCAUUAAAGAAAAAUCCAGCUGCACGUGUUGGUCGAAAACGUGGCAAAAUGAAUUUAGAAAAAACUAUGAAUAAAAAUAUGUUUAAUAUGUCAUCAGCUAUACGUAAUGCAAAUCCGGUAGCACCAACUGAUCCUAUAAAAACUGAUCAUAAUGAACCUCAUGAUUCACCAUUGUCAACACCACUUUCAUCAACAUUCUUAACUCCAAAACAAAAACUAGCAACACAAUUUAAACGUGCUUUAACAAUAAUUACACAACAAAAUGAUCAACUAAUCGAUCCAUCAUCGACUUCAUCAUUACCACCGCAAACAACAAGUACGGAGAAACUUUUCGAUACAACAAUUUUAACACCUUUAACCGAAGAGUCAAAAAAAAAGAAAGAUAAUCUUGAUAAUUUUGGUCAAAUGUCAUCAUCGACGAUAAGAACACCAAAAUCACAAUCAUUUAUAUACAAUAAAUCUCAACCAAUAUGUUCCUCAACAAAUGAAAUUUCAACUCGUAAUAAAAAUGAUUCAAAUAGUCCAUCAUCGGCUACUAUACUUGCAAUGGACUCACCUAUUAUACGACCAAAUCAUCCAAAUAGUCCAUCAGCACGUUUAGUUAAACAAAGUUUACAACAAAUACAUGCAUCAAUUUUACAAACUAUGCAUCAACAUAAUCCAUUAUCGGCACCUACAACAUCAUCAUCGGCAACCUUAAGUCCAAUACUAACAUCAUCAUCAACGGCGGGCACAGGAUACUAUCGUUUAUUACGCGAAGCUCGUGCACCAAUGGCAUCACCUGAUCCUCUGUCGAUAACAUCCGAAGAGGGUUCAAAUACGCCCGAUUUAGAAAUCUUAUAA
Molecule: messenger RNA, 3558 nt
Organism: Rotaria sp. Silwood2
Lineage: Eukaryota; Metazoa; Rotifera; Eurotatoria; Philodinida; Philodinidae
Source: the annotation of a GenBank genome assembly